CGAAGUUUAAGCUCACAUCAAUCUCAUUUUUUUGGCGAAUGGCCUAGAUUGCUGCCAGGCUCAGCUACCGCUGGCACUGGCAGGUGGUCGCCCAAAAUGCCGUCGCUGCGGGAGAUCAUGCUGAACCGGGCCAAGGAGCCCGCCAAGGUUCAUCCAAUGGAUCGGGUUUCUGAACUUAGUGACUUCUGCGGUGCACUUGUCGAUGUGAAAGGCACCACGGACUCUGCCAUUUGAGGCUCCACCAACUCCGUUAACAGCGGACAGUCCAAGGGCGCCCGGGACGCCCGUGGAGACACCUCAGAGGAAUGGCUAUGGCCGUCCUCCAAGGCCCAAAGCAACACCAGGAACCAAUGCCAGUCCGGGUAGUGCUGGGUCUAUGCAGCCCAGAAGGCCUAGUGAAGAGAGGCGGCCACGAGCAGCAGAUGUGGCGACACCUCAACGAGGGCGAAGAACACCAAGUGAGCCUCCACGAGGUAGACAAGAGGAUGAGGAUACUGGCACACCUGAUGGAAAGAGAGCACCAGGUGGACCAAGUGCCCGUGCAAAGGCAAGGUCACUUUCGGCCAAUCGCGCUCCGGAGAAGAUCCGCAUAGGUGAUGCUGCGCCUCCGGUUGAUCGUAAAGGUAUCGGAAAGGUACCAGCAUAUUUGAAGAGGAGGCAGGAGGAGAUGGCAGAGGAGAAGAGACGAGCUGCACGGCCCAUCUCUCCACAGCCACCGCCAGGCUACAGAAAGGUUGACGAGGUCGAGCGACUGGAUACGUUGGAUGUUCUCAGGCAACGGAAGGAGGAGGUGGAGAGAGCGCAACGAGGUCUCCCUUUCAAGAUCGAGACCGUAGGGCAGAAGCAGCGAGAAAAGGAUCUGAAUGAUCGCUUGUUGCACAUUGAAAAGCUGACAGGUAUGUUCUCCAAGCCGGUGGUUUUUGUCCCGGCGGAUUCCGGGCCAAUUGCAGCUUCUUUGCCAUCUUUAGGCGAGAAAGAUCGUCACAUACAAGCAGAGAACCCAGUGGUCAAUGAUCAUCGUGCGACACGCCGGCCUCCAGAGCGACCUUCUAUCACGGUGAAACAAGCACCAGGAGGCCACUCCAACCUGGUGCUUGGCUAGACCGUUUGCCUGUAGCGCACUUUGUACAGUAGCUGUUGCGCCGAAUUAGCAGAACAAUUAUGUAAUGAUGCGAGAUGCAGAAAGCUGCUCACCGACGAUAUGGUUGAACG
Molecule: messenger RNA, 1212 nt
Organism: Durusdinium trenchii
Lineage: Eukaryota; Dinophyceae; Suessiales; Symbiodiniaceae
Source: the annotation of a GenBank genome assembly